Messenger RNA from Morone saxatilis (striped sea-bass), 6069 nucleotides. It is a transcript of the gene esrrgb, whose product is annotated as estrogen-related receptor gamma b. The transcript has 8 exons. Gene Ontology annotation, molecular function: zinc ion binding; steroid binding; nuclear steroid receptor activity. Bases 458 to 1918 code for a protein of 486 amino acids. Gene Ontology annotation, cellular component: nucleus. The record is from RefSeq and is a predicted model, not a curated record. Gene Ontology annotation, biological process: regulation of DNA-templated transcription. NCBI's taxonomy places the organism in Eukaryota, Metazoa, Chordata, Actinopteri, Moronidae.
CUCAGCCUGAGUGCGCUCUCACCACUGCUGCUCUCCAUCCAUCUGUCUCUAUAUUUUAUUCUCUCUUUCUCAAUCUGUCACUCCUCUGAUCUUUAUUCUUCCUCCUCUUCUCUUCACUUUCUUCCUGUUUCCUCUCUACCUCAGGUUCUUCCUCCUCUCUCCUCUUUCUGUAUCAUAUCCACUCUUCCUCUCUCCACACGCUCUCUUGAGCCUGAGUGUGCAGCACCUGUGCAGACUGGAGUUUGUCGGGGGCCGAGGCAGAAGGUUUUUUAAAUUUUUUUUGGUGUGUGUGUGUGUGUUGAACAGGGGAGGGAGGGGAGACAACACCCAGGAACACCUGACCAACAUUUCAUCAAGAUAUGUGGAGACUUAGGAACUGAUCUCCUCCUCCUGCUUUUGCCCAGCUGUUUGUUUAUCUGUUUUUUAUUGCAACACCUGGAAUGCUUAACGUGGACUGAUGGAUGUUUCCGAACUGUGCAUCCCUGACCCUCUCUGCUACCACAACCAUGUGGUGGACAGAGUGAAACCUGUGUGUCUGCUGCUCCGAGUGUCCAUUGUGGGACCGUCUGGGCCUGUAAGAACAGCAGAGCAAAGAAGGUUGCUAACCAGAAUGCCCUCUGAGGACCGACAUUUAUCCUCGAGCUGUGGUUCCUACGUCAAAACCGAGCCUUCCAGCCCUUCCUCCUCACUAGUAGACACCGGCAGCCACCACAGUCCCAGUGGCAACUCUGACGCCAGCGGCGGCUACAUUAACGGCAGCAGCAGACACUCACACGCCUUGGACUCCCCGCCAAUGUUCAACCCGGGCAUGCUUGGAGGUGGCGCGGCCUGCCUACGCCGCUACGAGGAGUGCUCCGGCGUUGUGGCGGACGACUCGCCAAUCAAGUGCGAGUACAUGCUCAAUGCCAUUCCCAAGAGGCUGUGCCUGGUGUGUGGCGACAUUGCCUCAGGGUACCACUACGGGGUGGCCUCCUGUGAGGCCUGCAAAGCCUUUUUCAAAAGGACGAUACAAGGGAAUAUUGAGUACAGCUGUCCGGCCACCAAUGAAUGUGAGAUCACCAAAAGGAGACGCAAGUCGUGUCAGGCCUGCCGCUUCAUGAAAUGUCUUAAAGUUGGCAUGUUGAAAGAAGGUGUGCGUCUGGACCGGGUGAGAGGGGGGAGACAGAAGUAUAAACGGAGGUUGGAUGCAGAGAACAGCGCCUACCUCGGUCUCACCAUCCCCCCUCCAGCCAAAAAGCCAAUGACAAAAGAUCGUUUCCCAUCUGUUGGUGUGGAGCCAGAGAAGAUCUAUGCCAUGCCUGACCCCACCAUGCCCGACGGAGACAUCAAGGCCCUGACCACGCUGUGCGACUUGGCCGACCGCGAACUGGUGGUCAUCAUCGGCUGGGCAAAACAUAUCCCAGGUUUUUCCACCCUCUCACUGGCAGACCAGAUGAGUCUACUGCAGAGUGCCUGGAUGGAGAUCCUGGUGCUGAGCAUCGUGUUUCGCUCACUGCCCUGCGAGGACGAGAUCGUGUACGCGGAGGACUAUGUGGUAGACGAGGAGCAGGCGAGGAUCUCGGGCCUGUUGGACCUGCACGUUGCCAUCCUGCCGCUGGUGAGACGCUACAAGAAGCUGCGCAUGGAGAAGGAAGAGUUUGUCACGCUCAAAGCCAUCGCCCUCGCCAAUUCAGACUCGAUGCACAUAGAGAAUAUCGAGGCCGUCCAAAGGCUCCAGGAUUCCCUCCACGAGGCUCUGCAGGACUUUGAGGGCUCCCAGCAUCCAGAGGACCCUCGGCGGGCAGGCAAGCUGCUAAUGACCCUGCCUCUGCUCCGUCAGACCGCCACCAAGGCUGUUCAGCACUUCUACAGCAUCAAAAUGCAGGGCAAAGUCCCCAUGCACAAACUAUUCCUCGAGAUGUUGGAGGCCAAGGCUUGACACCCGGGCCAGAUGUUUGACAGACAGCUGCAUCACCCAAUGGGAGGCGAGGGACAGCGCAUAAAAAAUGAAGGCGGCGUGCCAAUUGAAAGGAAGAAGCUUGGACUACUGAGUCAUUUUAACACUUUUAAAUGGUAAUUAACGUAAAAGAGAAAGGGACUUGAGAUGGUUUUAAAUAGGGUGAAUAUCAACCUGAUUGACAUGGGAUCAUGAUGAUGUAUAUAAAGAUGUUGUGUACAGAAAUCAGGCAACUGAGGUCUUGUUAUAACCAGAGACCCAUUGCUCUAUAUCACCUGAAGCUUCUGUGAAUUUCUUUCUUAUCUUAUUUUCAUCUCAAAAUGGAAGUGUGUCAAUAUAAAUGUCCUAAAGAACUGUACGGCUACGUAGCCACAUUAUGUGUUUUUGUUUCUUUUCUUUAAUAUUUUCUAAUCUGAGUUGUUAAAGCAAUAGUCUCUAACUGGUCUACAUAUAAUAUGUGUACUGUAUAUUGUGUGAAAUUGCACUGGGCGGGGGCGGGGGGGGAGAAUUGUUAGACAUAUUCUUAUAUUCGUCAUCAAAGAAAGCGAUACCCUUCAUGGGUAUGUAAGAUUCUCAAUUUCCUCGUAAUAUAUUUACCUCGUAGUAGCUUCAUCGACUCAGCGGUUUUAGUCAACAUGGUGCUUACAGAAGGACAAUGGUUGGCCAGUGAUCAAGUUCACAAAGAGUUUGCACUAAGCAUCUAUGAAAAACGCGGCAAUAAUGGGUAUUGUGCUAGCGAGCUCUGUCUGGUAGCAUCUCAGUCAGUGUUUUUUUGCUUAUAGUUACUAAAUCCCCUCCUCACUUCUCUCUGUGUUCAGUGUCAUACACACAUUUUGGCAACUAAGCAUACUGUGAAAAAUACACAUGAUAAGCUAUAUUCUGUGCUGAGAAUUUUUAUCGUAAACUGUACGGCUUGUUUUAAAAAACGUUUAUUCUAUUUAAAACCAGGUAAAGGACACAAUAACAGCAGGAUCUAAACAGUUUAAUGCAAUCUAAUCUGCAUUUUAAUGCAACCUGAUAGCCCUGCAAUAAAUACUACCUAACGUUCAGUUUGUUUCAGAUUUGUGCUGAUUCAACUCUCUGGUAAUUUUUGAGUCUAUAGUUUGUGAUGGUGCUGUAUUAGAUUGCAUUAUGUUGUAUAGGUUUUGCUUUUUUCUUGUGUUUAGGUUGUAUUCUCAAACAACAAGUGUCACUAUAUUUAUAGCAUUAGUCCCACAGGUCAUAUGUGAUACCAAAGUCUGCAUGCUAGUCUCACACAUUUAAACACAGGUUAAAUAUUGAGGCUCUGAGAGAGGAAACUUUUAUAUGUUUACUCUGCUGUCACUGAUCUUGAAGAUAAACACAGAAAGAAAUAGAAUAUUUUACAUUCUGAUUUCCUCAUUCAAAGGCCUCAUGUCUUCAUGUGUGGCUGUGGCAAUAUUGGGCAUCAUUUCACUCCUUUUAGUAUAAUUGCCACAUGUGAAACAACUUUUCCAAACUAUGUCAGCAAGGCCAAACCUCAUCUGUACCUAAUAAGGUGACCACUGAGUGUACAUUAACAGCCAACACAACUGCCACAGCUGAAGCUGAGUUAAAAAUAAUAGCUGUUUUUUUUUUAACUGGGGGUUUUAGGCCCCCUCUUGGCAGCCUAUUAAAAAUGUUUGGAUGUAACACUAUAACAGAUUACUAGAAGUUUAAAUAUUUAUGUGCAAAAAUAUAAUGACACUUGUGUUUCUGAGGAUAAUUUGAAUUACCCUAUGAAUUGAAACUUAACAAUAAUAACAGACGUCUCACUGAUGUUCUGUAUCUUAGACAAAGGUUUUUGCUUGUCUUUAAUGAAGGUGCUAACCAUUCAUACUGGCACUGUAUGUACAUUUCUACAAACUCACUGAGGUGCACAAACUUAAGGUAAUAAAUCUGUAUAUUCCAGAAGUGAUAGUAGACUUUUAUAGCGUAAUAUCUAUCAAUUGUAAACCAGUUGCCAAAUUAUUCAAGGAAAGCAAUCAGAAUAAUGUGAUACAGUUAUCAACAUGUUAUAAUAAGAUCAAAAUAAUACAAUAAUAGAUUAAUCAGCUGCUCUUAGGGCUUUAGUGAGACAGAUAUUGUCCCUUAUGAACACUUUAAAGCAGCAGUGUCUUUAAAGUGUUAAGUGCCAUUAGCUUCUGCCCAAACAAGAAGAAAACAUAAAGCCAAGUGACCAGUAACUACAGACAUAGGCCAGUUUCAUUCACCCCACAGGAACAGACGCUAUGGAUUCACUGCAAUGUAAUGCAUAGAUAAUUAUAACCGAAUACAGUAGAGAAUACAACUCCCAUGAUGCAAUUACCUAAAUGUGUAACCAGCUAAGUUGAAGUGAAGGAUGUAUCGCCUCUGUACAGUAGCAAACCAAAGCGUAGAGUCUUCAAAUACUUUAAAAUGAAACACUGAUAAAAUUGCAUUUUGAGCCAGCCGGUAAAAAAAAAAAGUAUAUUAUUAAUGCUAGUUCAGCCAUUCGUUUUUGAGCAUCCUCUUUACGAUGGUGGUGAUAACAGGAUGCAAACCUUUUUAUAUUUUUUGUUCAGUCAAUACAUGCAUUGAUUAAACAUCAGUCUCUUUGUCGAUAUGUGUAGUCUCACUCUGUAGCCUAACUAAGAGAUGAAACUACCAUAAAAAAUGUGAUGUCUUUCAUAUUUUGAUGGUUAAAGGAGAGCGUUUCACUCGACCAAACAAGCUGACCCCCUCUCCUCUGACCAGAGUUCCCUCACAUACCUCCUCUGUCCACUUUGAAGACUGAGCGAUAGCAGAUAAUUGUUUCCCAACUUUCCCUUCUUCUCAAAUUAAUAUAAGAAAAUAAAAGAAAAAUGCUUAAUUUAUUUUCAGAGUUCUAAAACGGUUCUACUGCAUCCAAUUAAUUCUAAUUGUCUCCUAAGCUGAAAUUCUCAAUAGAAAUGGAGCAAUUAAAUUUCUGCUUUGGCUCUACCUUGGGGACGAGAGACAUUUUAUUUCGGUUGACAGUGGGGAGGGUUUGUCUAAACCUUUACAAAGGCGAUUUCAUGGGUGUCUGUAAUAGUUUCAUAACAGAACGAUCACUGGGCUAUGCAAGGCAAAUAUGGCCACCUAUGUUCCUUAUUUUGUGGAGCAUCAGACUGACAUUUAGUUGUGCUUUGUUUACAACGUGGACAUACUGUACAGUGCUGUACACUGCAAAUGUAUUGUGCAUAUUUCACCGUACUAUACUGUAGCUGCUGUGCAUUGAUAUAACUAUGAUCAUUUGUUUAAUUUCUCAUGAUGUAUUAGCAACCCACCCGAAUAGCUGUAUAAUAUAAAUCACUGUACUGAGUCAAGUGAGAAUACGUCCUUAUAUUUGGUCCAAGGUGGGAUAUUCUCUUAUUUUAUUUUCUGUGUCUUUGUGUCUCUCAAUGUUCAUCGAUUUUGGUUAUCAGCACAGCAGGACGUAUAGCGAGUGAAGUAGUCUAGACCCUAUACCUCAAUUCCAUAUUUUGAAAAUUACACUGGGUUUGGAAACGGGCCAUGGCUUCCUCCUGGGAAUCAGUGGCACAGAAAUAAAGUGACAUCACUGACUGGGUAUUAAAAAAAAUGUAGAUGAACCUACUGCAAUUGGGGAGCACAUUCCUCGGAGGAGAAAGCUGCUUAUUCGCUGUUCCAUUUGCGGACUUAUCUUAUCUCCGUGCACUCUGAGAUGACGAGAUUUACAUAAAACAUGGAGGAACCUCCCUGGCCGUUCUAGUCUGCGGUGUAUAAAGGACCCUGCUAGGUGUAUGUACCGUAGACAUGUGAUUACCCAAGAGGUUUACUCCCCUCAAAAGCAAUAUGUUAGUAAUUGUGAUAUAUGAAUCAAGUUAAAAGGGAGCUUUGGUUCAUUUUAAUUAUAAACUUACCCUAUGCUUGGAAAAAGGAGAGGGUGACUAUGCACACACACGUUCACAGUCCUGGUGAGGCAAAGGGAAAAAAUGUGAAAAUGUUGGAACUGAGAAGCAAAAAGCCAACCACAGCUGACUUUCACUGGACAGUUAUUGUGUGGCAUUUUCUUGUGUUUUGUUUGUUGUGUUCAUGCCUAAUGUACCCAUGUGUAAAUAUAUGCUUUUUUUUGGAGUGAGUCAGAUCUAACAGUGCACUGAAUGUACAGUGACAAUAAAAUCACAUGGUUUAUGUAA